CUGUCAGCGCCACAUGUAGCGACGGGGGAGCGCGCGGCAGAGGCGGCGGGUUUGCGCUCCAGAAGCUCUCGGCGCUGCGCGACGCGCGACACGCGACACAACGCGCAGCGGACGGAACGCGCGGCACGACGAGACACGAGACCUGCGGCACGUGGAAAGGAUGCGCUGCGUGGCUCCCGGAGCCCCUUUUCAAGGACGUCCCUGAGCCGUGAAGGACCGUGAAGCUCCGGUGGGGAAAUACAACAGAACAAAAAAAAAAAAGAAAGAAAGAAAGAAAGAAAGAAAAAGAAAUAAACUGCGUGCGCAUUUUUUUAAAGUGGUUGUUGUCAUAGUGAGAGGUAUUUCACGAGGACGCGCUGACAGGACGCUGGGGGGGCGGCCCGAUUGCGAACCACUUUGGCCAAACUCGUCCUGUCAUUUUUAAAGAUCCGCUUUGUGACCAGCCAGCGCACGCGCUCGCAGGAGGAGAGGCAGGUGCGGAGACCAUGGUGAACCCCAGCGGCAGUGCCCAGCCACCCCCGGGCGGAGCAGGGACCCUCCCCUGGAAGCGGUGCGCGGGCUGCGGGGGCAAGAUCGCCGACCGCUUCCUCCUCUACGCCAUGGACAGCUACUGGCACAGCCGGUGCCUCAAGUGCUCCUGUUGCCAAGCGCAGCUCGGUGAGAUCGGCACAUCCUGCUACACCAAGAGCGGCAUGAUCCUGUGCAGAAACGACUACAUCAGACUAUUCGGCAACAGCGGGGCGUGCAGCGCGUGCGGCCAGUCGAUCCCGGCCAGCGAACUGGUCAUGCGGGCGCAGGGCAACGUGUACCACCUCAAGUGCUUCACGUGCUCUACCUGCCGGAACCGCCUGGUCCCCGGGGAUCGCUUCCACUACAUCAACGGCAGCCUGUUCUGCGAACACGACAGACCCACGGCCCUCAUCAACGGCCAUUUGAAUUCACUGCAGACGAACCCGUUGCUGCCGGACCAGAAGGUGUGUUAGGGGUGGAGGUGUGCUAAAGGCAGAGCUCGUGCCUUCAUUUCUGCCCUCGACAUCACCCGGCAACAACUACCCUUCGCCCCCACCCGUGCCCCGCACCCGUCCCUCAGACCGACGGCAGCGCCGGACCCAGGUCCUGGACCCCUGCUCCUCCACCGUAUCCCCCAAAUGUAGUCCCCUCACAACAUCCCAACCCUGGCAGCCAUCCCCGCCCCCCGCGUGUUUUUGCUUCUGCUCCUCUGCAGACGGCCCGCCGGCUUGCCUAUUUGCGCUCGCUCCCGUGGCUUGAGACAGGACAUUGAGAGCGCCAUGAACCUGGACUAAUGGGAGACCACUCUGGAGGAAGGAGAGGCCAAGAGGGAGAACUGGACCCCAGGACUUUUCAGGGGAGAGAGGACGAAAAAAUGACAAACGAAGCUAAUUAAGUGCAGCUUUUUUUUUUUUUUUCUUUUUCGGUGGAAUAAUGGGGGCACUAAUUUGCCUUUUCCUUUCUCAAUCCGCUCGUUCUUUACACCCUGAUAUUUCUCCUUUCUAUAUUUUUAGUGUUGUGAAGGGAAUUCCUUUCGUUUCGGGGAUUAGGAAGGACUUUUGUGGAGACGGAGUCAUUAAACACUUUGUGUAUCUGUAAAAUGCCAUAUAUGUAUGCAUGUAAGUGGUUUUUGUCCCAACGUGGCUAUACUCUUCUCUUUACGCACUCCCCACCCCGCCCUCAGACACCGCCCUACGCAAUGCGACCCUCCCAGUACCCCGAUCCACGGCAAGCAAGCAAAGGCAAAUAUCUGUUGCUCGUAGCCGAUUUCAUGUAGAGAUUUCCUCCGACCUAUUAUUGCUCAAUGAAAAAAAUAAAUCUAUUUGUGAUAUUUUCAGAGACAUUUGCUCAAGUAUGGUGUAUUUAAUUAAUAAAAAUGUAAAAGAGAGAACCUCACCACUGAUUCAUUUAAUACAAGGACCCCUCUGCAGUUCCUCAAGCUGAACGAGUAUCACAAAUCACAGCUCCGG
Molecule: messenger RNA, 1979 nt
Organism: Scleropages formosus (Asian bonytongue)
Lineage: Eukaryota; Metazoa; Chordata; Actinopteri; Osteoglossiformes; Osteoglossidae
Product: LIM domain transcription factor LMO4.2
Exons: 5
Coding region: 486-983 (165 amino acids)
Source: RefSeq, a predicted model, not a curated record